This is a messenger RNA of Exophiala bonariae, 1005 nucleotides long. RefSeq lists its product as uncharacterized. The record is from RefSeq and is a predicted model, not a curated record. NCBI's taxonomy places the organism in Eukaryota, Fungi, Ascomycota, Eurotiomycetes, Chaetothyriales, Herpotrichiellaceae. The transcript has a single exon. The coding region runs from base 1 to 1005 and encodes 334 amino acids.
AUGACGACCAGGUAUGCAGAAUCCCAUUUAACCAGUAACACGGCCGGGCCAGGAGACGCUCGUCCCACGGCUCUAAAGAUCAUCCAAGACAACGAGCUCGAAGGCAAACUCGAGGACAAAGUGAUACUCGUCACGGGCACAUCAUCAGGCAUCGGAAUCGAGACCGUCCGCGCAUUGAAAGCCACAGGCGCCAAAAUCUACGCAACAGCACGCAACCCCGACAAAGCGCGCGAAGCCCUCGCAGAUGUCCUGGAGCCCGGAAAAGUCGAACUCCUGACCCUGGACACCAGCUCACUGGCCAGCGUACGUGCCGCGGCGGCCGAAUUCCUCUCCAAGGAGACCAGACUGAACAUCCUCAUCAACAACGCCGGUGUCAUGGCGCUGCCCUCGCUGAUCCUCACCGAAGACGGAUUCGAGACACAAUUCGCGACGAACCACCUUGGCCACUUCCUGCUCUUCCAGCUCCUGAAACCCACUCUCCUGGCAUCCAGCACGCCCACAUUCCACUCGCGCGUCGUGAACGUCUCAUCACUGGGCCAUCGCCAACAGCGCAUCACCUUCGACGACAUCAACCUGAGCGGCCCCAACGCAUACACCCCAUUCGGCGGAUACGGCCAGUCCAAGACGGCCAACAUCUACAUGGCGAACGAGAUCGAGCGACGCUACGGCUCACAGGGCCUGCAUGCCUGGAGCCUGCAUCCCGGUGGCAUCACGACGGGUCUGCAGGCACACUAUGAUUUCUCGGCGUUUACCGUCUUGCCGGAGAUCCAGCGCUAUAUGAAGUCCCCGGCGCAGGGGGCCGCGACGACGGUGUUGGCCGCCGUGGACAAGGAGUUGGAGGGAAAGGGUGGCAAGUAUCUGGAUGAUACGCAGGUUAGUGGGCCUAUUGAUCCGGCCAGGGAGAAGGAGUUGGCGGAGCCGGGGUAUGCGAGUUGGACUUAUGAUGUGGAGGACGCGACCAGGUUGUGGGAGGUUAGUUGUGAGCUUGUUGGCUUUAAGGAGUAG